AAAAAAGUGCUUGUAGAAGCAGGUUUCAGUCUUCCUUAUAGUAAAAAGAGGACUGAGGAGCAAGAGAACAAGUUAGGGACCAAAUGGAAGGGGCAGUCCUGCAGGAAACCAGCAGAACCCAUUGGAGCCACCAAGGGGUUGACACAGAAUGUAUCAUUUCAGUCUGCCUCCUCCAUGAGCAUCAGUGCAUCCUACCUGGCCCACAUGCAGCACCUGAAGGUGGGAUUGCUUCCAGAGCAAACACACCUAACGAUAUCCUUGGUUGACUCAGCUGUAGGUGGAUGAUGAAAUACGGGCAGUGGCAUGCAAGCAGGUCCUCUGGAAACUUUCAUGGGCUGUCCUUGCACCAGGGCCAAGAGACUCUGCAGAUUUUCACUUAGUAAUGUGAAUGUGAACCAGGUUUUAGGAAGAGAGUUAAGAGGAAUGUAUCUAUUUAUGAAGAACUUUAUAUCUAUUGUGCCUGGAUUGUUGCAAAAUAUUAUUUUGGUUCUAGGAAAGAUACUGGCAUGAGUGCCUUCUCCGUUUUUGAACUGACUCUUGAUCAGGGUAAGGGAAAGACUGCAGUUCUACAUGGUCGGUUUUAAUUUUUUUUAAAACCGAGUGGUAUUAGAAAGAGGACGUGUUUUAUAUUUCUAAGGUUUGUUUUUUUUCUUUUGUUAUUCUUGUAUUAAAUACAAAUAAUAAUUAAAAAACAAAAAAAAUUAGGUGUCCAUGAGCAUCUGGCAUCACAAGAUACCACACUGGGAUUCUAGCAUUAGGACACGCUUAGAUAAUCUGGUGCUGAGAUACAGAUUAGUUCCUGCAUUCCUUGCAGACAAGCUGAGUGGAGUGGCCAUUGAAUAUGACUUAAAAUGGUAGAAACAGGACAGCAUCUUCCAGUGAACAGGAAGGCAGCAGACCAGCCAGGAGAAUGAUUCAGUUUAGUUUUCUCAGCCUCAUGUGUCCUGAAAACAACACCUGUUUUUAAAAUAUUGAAGGGGGUGGGGGGAGAUGAGUUCCUUAGAAGCAGCCGUUACAUGUUUCUGUCUCUGUGUAACCGAAACUCCCACAGUUGCCUUGGAGAAUAUGAUUAACACUACUCGGGCCCCAAAAUGCAGGUGGGUGGAAGUUCAGAUGCAUAGAGAUACUCCAGCUGAAAAACAGGAUUUCUUUUCACUAUAGGAGAUCUAAGAUGUACUACUUCUGAUGAGGAAAUAUCUAAGGUAAUCAGGACUGGUUGUAGCAGCUGGCAUUUGAGUACUAUAGUGAAAUUUUUAGCUUAAAAACCCUCCAUUUCCAAGAGUUGAUGCUAGACGUCUGUUUGAACCACCUUUUGAUUUUGCUUUUGCACCAUGUAGUUACUAUUCUAACGUAGUAAUCUACUUCUGUUAUGACUGAUCAAACAUGUAGUUUAUUAUGAGUUUUCUUUGUACCAUCUUACCAUCUGUGCAGCAGAACAUGAUUCCUCAACAUGUCCUGCUGCCUCAUUCUAUCUUAUGACAAAACUGGUCCUGGGUCAUGAAAAGAACUAUAAACUUGGCUAAUUCUCAUUGCCUUUACAAAGAGUGCUGGAGUGAAACUUCAGAUGGAUUUUUAGUUGAAAUUCAAUUUUUCAGAGAAGAUGGGGCAACUGAAUGUCAUCUUAUUGGAGGAUUCCCAGUAAAUGUAUAGAGCUAAAAAGAGCUAUUUCAAGUUUUUCACAUCUCAUUACUGGAAAUGGAAUCAAACUUUUGAAUACCGGCCAGGUCUGUGCCCAGGUUCCAGAACAGCCCACUAAUUCUAGAACUAUAACUGUUCUGCAGAACAUGCAAAUUAUCUAAAUGCAAUGCAAACAUGAAGCAAGGCUUGGUAUGCAAUAAUCCAGAAGCUGCUUUACUGUAACAAUUAAACAUUUGAGAUAAUUUGUAUAUGUACCAAAUUGAUGGUCUACUCAGAAUUACCACAGGGGGGAGUCAGUUCAAAUCUGAUAUAGCCAGGAAUGAUGAAUGUGUGGUCUGACCCAACUGGAGGGCAUUAAAUUGGGGAAAGUUAAUGUAAACUAAAAAUCCAAAACUAGAUCUCAGUCUGGCAAUAGCUGUUAAUCCACGUCCUAGUAUUUUUAAAGACUUGCUGAACUAAGUGUUGAACCAUGAAUGCUGAUGAUAGCACACUAUUAAAAUCCUAGUUUACUAAAAAGUGCCCAGAUGGCUAAAAUGAGGGAUAUUCCCCCCGCUCUGUUUAUGUCAGUAGGAGCCACAGUGCUGCUUGUUAUCAAAGCCUGUAAGUAGGGUAGAGGGGAGCUGCUAAACUCUGGGUCAAAGGCUGAUAAUAAAAGAGGUGGAGAGAAAGAGAGGCAGCCUCAUAGUGUUAGCUUGCAGCAAUUAGGACACAUUCAAGUCUUGAAGAAACAUGGAUGUUAAAGCGUGGUUGGUCUGUAUGCUGUUUCUGGAACAAUGGAGCCAGGGGUUCCACUACAUUGGAGCAACUUUCCUCUCUCAAAAAAGAGACUUCUCCUUAAGUGGGGUUCCCCAACCAUCGAAUAAGAUCAGGGCGCUGGCCCAGUCCAAUCCUGACAUACAUCUUAUCCGGAGUACGCUGGGGACUCAAGCGAGGCCAUACAGCCUCUCCCUUUCUCCUGAUGACUACCACCACUCUCUGCCCAAGGCAAAGCACUUGCGUACUUCCAGGUUGAUGAAACUUCUGGGAUCGUCCUAUGACCCUUUCUGGAUGUCUCUCGUGGACCCCCAAGGUCGGAACCCAAGCACCGAAGAACUGAGCACACAGAGCCAAGACCUGGCUGAACACAGAGCCCGGUUUAGGAAGAAGCUCCUGCAGGAGACAAGCAGAUUAGAGCUUCCCAAGUGGCUGCCACUGCUGCUUUUUCAGGAUGGGAUCCCCCAUAAUUUGAGCCAGUCCUUCACUUACCAUCUACGUCAAUGGCUAGUGGAUAGCGCAACCUGUUAUUUAACCUCUUCCUGGGUAGACAUGGGAUCCAUCUUCUGGCCACGCUGGAUACGCCAUACCUACUGUGAUCUGACACGAGCUGGAUGCUCUUGGCCUCCAGGCAUGACUUGCAGGCCAGCCCAAAUCACCCACAUCAAACUCCUAGCAUGGCACUGUUGGCUAAAUGGAACCCAGUCUCUGAGUCCUAGAAAGUCUCGUAAGGAAUGUGUUUGGAGACAAAUUCCUUAUCCUGUAGUGGCUGCAUGUAAAUGUGCCUGCUCAUGAUCUGGAUGAGGUGAGGUUUGUACUGCAGCACUGAACUUUGUGAGGACUUUGUUGUCAUUUCCCAGUCAGGUGAAAGCUGGUACUCAGGAUGAGGGUAUAGUCUUGGGGUAUUCAAA
Molecule: messenger RNA, 3302 nt
Organism: Python bivittatus (Burmese python)
Lineage: Eukaryota; Metazoa; Chordata; Lepidosauria; Squamata; Pythonidae
Source: RefSeq, a predicted model, not a curated record